UUCACUAACCUUAUUAUUAUACUACAUAAAAGAUUAUAUGAUUUAAAAUAAUUAAGAUAUCAGUAUUCGAGAUUGUAGAACGUGCCAAGCAAGAUGAUACUACUUAAUUCCUAUUAUUUAAUCCUUACUAAGACCACACAUGCCACUUCUCUCGUAGACUGUGUUCACAGCAUGCGCCAAGCAAGAGUGACAAUAUUAUAGACUACUCCACACUUUUGUUUUAGACCAGUUUAUUACUUUAUUGCAUUUACAAAUCAAUCUCUAACUUCCUCUCUUCCUGUCCAAUCUAAUCUUCUCGAUCUUGAUCAUGGCGCUGGUUGCUGUUGGUGAAGCAUUUCUCUCCGCUUUCAUUGAAGUUGUCAUCGACAGGCUUGCUUCUCCUGAGGUUGUUGACUUGAUCCGUGGGAAGAAACUUGACGUCAAUUUGGUUCAACGGUUGAAGAACACUCUUUACGCUGUUGAAGCUGUGCUUAACGAUGCUGAACAGAAGCAGAUUCAUGACUCUGCUGUUAACAACUGGCUUGAUGAUCUCAAAGAUGCUCUCUAUGUUGCUGAUGACAUUCUCGACCACAUCUCUACCAAAGCUGCUCUUUCCAAGAAGAACAAGCAGGUUACCAAGUUCAUUGCGGAGGAAGUGGGAAGUGCUUGUAACACAAAUAACUUGAAUAUCCUUCGUCGAGAUUUGAAGGAAAAGCUGACCGGAAAGAGGUUCUUAAUUGUUUUGGAUGAUGUCUGGACCGAGGAUCACGACUCUUGGAAUUCUCUUAUAAAGCCUCUUCAAUAUGGAACUAUGGGAAGUAAAAUUCUUGUAACUACCCGUAUUGAAAAAGUUGCUUCUAUGGUCCAAACUAUUCAACCUUACUCUCUUCACCAAUUGUCUGACGAAGAUUGUUGGUCAGUGUUUGCAAACAAUGCUUCCCUUUCUCCAGAUGAAUCCAGUGAGGAUAUGGAUCUCCAAAACAUUGGCAAAGAGAUUGUUAGAAAAUGUAAGGGAUUGCCUUUAGCAGCACAGUCACUUGGGCGCUUGUUGCGAGAAAAACGUGACAUCAGGGAUUGGAAUAGUAUACUGAAUAAUAAUAUUUGGGAGACUAAGAGUAAGAUCAUUCCAGCAUUGAGAAUUAGUUAUCAUUAUCUCCCUCCAUAUUUAAAGCGUUGCUUUGUAUAUUGUUCAUUGUUUCCCAAAGAUUAUAAAUUUGAUAAAGAUGAAUUGAUCUUGUUGUGGAUGGCGGAGGAUCUUUUACAUCCUUCAGAAAAUAACAAGACUUUAGAAGAAGUCGGUUAUGGGUAUUUUAAUGACUUAGUUUCCAAAUCAUUUUUUCAACAUUCUGACAAUGGGAACUUCAAACAACAUUUUGUAAUGCAUGAUCUUGUGCAUGAUUUGGCAACAUGGCUUGGUGGAGAAUUCUAUUUUAGAACAGAAGUAAUUGGGAAAGAUACGAAGAUUGGUACCAAGACUCGUCAUUUGUCAUUUUCCAAGUUCAGUGAUCCAAUCUCAGCAAACUUUGAUAUUUUCGGCAGAAUAAAAUGUCUAAGAACAAUCUCGCCAAUCUAUUUAUGGAAUGAUCCAUUCAACAAAGAAAAAGCGACAUGCUUCAUUUUGUCAAAUUUGAAGUACUUGAGAGUUUUGAAAUUUGGCAACUUUGAAGGUCUUGAUGCAUUUCUUGAUUCAAUAGAUGAACUAAUCCAUUUGCGUUAUUUGGAUCUCUCUUACACAUGUAUAAAAAUGUUACCUGAGUCAUUAUGUAACCUGUAUAAUCUACAAACAUUAAAGUUGCACCACUGUAUCAAUCUAACAAGGCUUCCAAAUGACAUGCAAAAUCUUGUAAAUUUGCGCCAUCUGGAAAUUCAGGGAACUUAUUUAGAAGAGAUGCCUAGAGAAAUGAGCAAAUUGAUUAAUUUGCAACAAUUGGGUUGCUUUGUCGUGGGAACGCUGGAAGAGAAAGGGAUCAAGGAAUUGGGAACACUUUCGAAUCUUCACGGAUCACUUUCAAUUAGGAAGUUAGAGAACGUGACCAACAGCUUUGAAGCAUCACAGGCAAAAAUGAUGGAUAAAAAGUAUCUUGAUGAAAUAUCGUUUGAAUGGUCUGAAGAUGCAAAGAACCAUUUUACAAGUUCACAAAGUGAGAUGGAUAUACUUGGAAAGUUACAACCUUCCAAGAACCUGAAAAGGCUAGAUAUUCAUGGAUACAGGGGCACACUAAUUCCAGAAUGGGUUGGACAUCCUUCCUACCAAAAUUUGACUAAGGUAUCUUUGUAUGGUUGUUUGAAUUGUUGUAUCCUUCCAUCACUUGGACAAUUAUGCUCUCUCAAGGACUUGAGAAUCAGUAAGAUGAAUAUGUUGGAGACUAUUGGAUCUGAAUAUGACGAUACCUUUUCAGGGACAUACUUUCCUUCUCUUGAAAGUCUGGAGUUUGUUGAGAUGUCAUGUUGGAAAGUGUGGCAUCAUCCUCCUGAGUCAAAUGCUUAUUUUCCAGUAUUGAAGUAUAUUGAGAUUAAUGAUUGUCCCAGAUUACAUGGGGAUUUGCCAUCUUAUCUCCCUGUUUUGGAAACAAUUGAAAUUGGAGGAUGCAACCAGCUUGUGUCUUCUCUCCCAAGGGCUCCUGCCAUCCGCAGAUUAUACAUAUUUGAAAGCAAUAAUAUAGCCUUGAAUGAGCUACCCCUUUCAUUGGAAGAGUUAGAUGUUGGAGGAAGUGAGGUGACAGAGUCUGUCUUUGAAGCCAUUACCAUCACCCCACCAAUUUCUCUUAAAAUAUUAGCCAUCAGGGAUUGUUCUUCUGCGAUAUCGUUUCCAAGAGAAUGUUUACCCUUAUCCUUAGAGAGUCUGUCCAUCACAAAUUCUAAUAAUGUAGAUUUCCCAAAGCAAAAUCACGUGCAUGAGUCACUUAAGUAUCUUCGUAUAAAUAGGAGUUGUGAUACUCUCAUAACCCUCCCACUGGAUACCAUUCCCAACCUUCAUCAUCUGCAAAUCCACAAUUGUGAAAACAUAGAAUGCCUUUCAGCUUCGAAAAUUCUUCCAAAUCUCAUUGAUGUUGACAUUAGAGGCUGCCCUAAAUUUGUAUCAUUCCCAAGAGAAGGACUGUCUGCACCCAACUUGACAUUAUUGUAUGUCUCCAACUGUGUCAACUUAAAAUCACUGCCUUGUCAUAUAAGUACUCUUCUCCCAAAGUUAGAAAGAGUGAGUAUACAUGAUUGUCCAAAGUUGGAGACAUUUCCUAUAGGGGGUAUGCCGCCUAGCUUGAGAACAAUUUGGAUUGGGAAUUGCGAAAAAUUAGUGAUGAGCUCAACUCUAACUUCAAUGAACAUGCUUACCAGUCUUUCCAUUGAUGGUGUCGAGUACUUUCCGAAUAAGGGUUUUGCAUUGCUGCCUCCCUCCCUUACCUACCUGCAGAUAUAUAACUGUUCAAGUUUGCACACAUUGGAUUGCACGUGGCUUCUCCACCUCACUUCCCUGCAAACAUUAACAAUUUCACGCUGUGCCAAGCUGGAGAAUAUAGUGGGAGAAAGGCUGCCUGCUUCUCUAAUAGAACUUAAAAUCUCUGCAUGUCCUUUGCUGAAAGUGUUAGACGCUGGCCUAUAG
Vicia villosa (hairy vetch) is the source of this 3577-nucleotide messenger RNA. Its product is annotated as putative disease resistance RPP13-like protein 1. The record is from RefSeq and is a predicted model, not a curated record. The transcript has 2 exons. Gene Ontology annotation, molecular function: ADP binding. Lineage: Eukaryota; Viridiplantae; Streptophyta; Magnoliopsida; Fabales; Fabaceae. Gene Ontology annotation, biological process: defense response to other organism. The coding region runs from base 308 to 3577 and encodes 1089 amino acids.